AGAAAUGUGUGAUCCGCUUACUAAUAAAUUUAAAAUAAGUUAUAAACAAUUUUGACAAGUUAUUUGAAACUUUUGCUUAUUCAAAGAAAAAUCAUUUUUGUUUAUCCAAACCCAACUAAGCAAGUGGCCAAGUAUAAUACGCCGGACGGAAAUCUUUCUUAGGUGUCCGGAAUAACCCUUCUUAGCUUGCCAGGUUCCGUGCACAAAAUGGAUAGCUGGAUCGACGAUGACGACGGCGACUUUUUCUCACCUUUCACGGCGGCUACCAAUACAACAAGCGCCGGCGAGCACGGUAAAUUUCACCCUAACAAUCAAAACUUCAUCUUAUCUCCGCCGCCGCCACUAGUGAGUCCCGACUCUGAAGACGGCAGCGAUUGCGGCCACAGCAGCCAUCUCAGUUUCAACAUCGACGAGAAUCAAAGGGCGCCGAAGAUAUUUGACCGGUUCUACGAUUCCUCGUCUGAUGACGAUGAGGACGAGGAGUUCACCCGUCAAAACGACGCUGCCCAGAAACGCCUCGAUUACAUGAUCCAAUUCCUUGACCGGAAGCUCUCUUCAUCGCUGGACUCUGCGUCGUUCAACAGCCGCAACAAUAGCAGCACUAAUCAGCCUCUUCCUGAAUUUGUAGGCCAGGGCGGCGGCAGGGGGAUAUUCAAGCUCCAGGACCAGGCAGGGACUCACCCGGGGAGGCCGCCAUCUCUUGAAUUGAGGCCUCGUCCCCUGAUAGAAACCCAAAUUGGGCGGUUUUUGAGGACCAUUAUUUGCACUGGUGAUGGAUUUCAGCUGUGGGCUGGCUCGGAAAGUGGUGUCCGUGUUUGGAACUUAGCUGAUAUUUAUGGUGUAGCACCUGAUGAGAAUUUGGAAAAUGGCGCCGCGUCGUUCUUUGAAUCAGUUGAAACCCCGCCCACGUUGUGCCUGGUAGGUGAUGCUGCCAAUAGGGUUGUGUGGAGUGGACAUAAAGAUGGCAGAAUCAGAUGCUGGAAAAUGGCUAAUGCUUGUGGAAGUUUGGGGGAUUUUGCUGAAGUUCUAUCGUGGCAGGCUCAUAGUGGACCAGUCCUCUCCAUGGUCAUUACUUCGUAUGGUGAUCUAUGGUCGGGAUCUGAGUGUGGUGCUAUCAAGAUCUGGACAUGGGAAGCAAUUGAGAAAUCAUUUUCUCUAACAGCAGAGGAACACCAUAUGGCUUCUUUAUUAAUAGAGAGGUCAUAUGUGGAUAUUAAGAACCAAGGUACUCUUAAUGGCAAUAAUAUAUUCUCUGCUGAUGUCAGAUAUAUGGUGUCUGAUCGCUCUGGUGCAAAAGUGUGGACUGCUGGCUACCUGUCUUUUGCAUUAUGGGAUGCACGGAUGUGGGAGUUAUUGAAAGUGUUCAACAUAGAUGGUCAGGUUGAAAGUAUUUCGGCUGUUCAAGAUCCUGUAAUGGAAGAAGAGUUGAGGAUGAAGUCUGUAUAUGUUUCAAAGAAGGAGAAGUCACAGACCUCCUUCAGUUUCUUUCAGCGAUCGUGUAAUGCUAUUUUGGGAGCAGCUGAUGCUGUUCGUAGAGUUGCAGCUAAAGGAGGUUUUGGAGAUGAUAAUCGAAGAACUGAAGCACUUGUCAUAACGAUUGACGAAAUGAUUUGGACUGGAUGUGCUAAUGGAUUACUGGUCCAAUGGGAUAGUGAUGGAAAUCAUGUGCAUGAAGUUCAGUACCAUACUUCUUCUGUUCAAUGCUUUUGUACUUUUGGAUCACGAAUAUGGGUUGGAUAUGCCAGUGGGAUUGUUCAGGUGUUGGAUAUUAAUGGUAAAUCACUUGGAGAAUGGUUAGCACAUAGGAGUCCAAUUAUAGAGAUGGCUGUUGCAGAUGGUUAUGUUUUUACCUUAGCAAAUCAUGGUGGUAUACGUGGGUGGAGUAUAUUAUCUCCAGCACCAAUUGAUGAUCUAUUACAUUCAGAGUUGGCUGAGAGGGACUUUUUGUAUACAAGAAUAGAGGAUCUGAAAGUAUUGGCUGGCACAUGGAACGUUGCACAAGGAAGAGCCUCUCAUGACUCACUUAUAACAUGGUUAGGUUUUGCAGCUGCGGAAGUUGGCAUUGUUGUUGUUGGGCUGCAGGAAGUGGAGAUGGGUGCUGGUUUUCUUGCAAUGUCUGCUGCUAAAGAAACAAUGCAGGUGGGCCUUGAGGUAAGUUCCACUGCUCAAUGGUGGAUGGACAUGAUUGGGAAAACUUUGGAUGAAGGAUCAACUUUUGUAUGUGUUGGUUCCAGGCAGUUGGCAGGCUUGCUUAUUGGUGUAUGGGUUAGAAGAAAUAUUAGUCGUCAUGUUGGGGAUGUUGAAGUUGCAGCAGUUCCUUGUGGUUUCGGGCAUGCAAUUGGGAACAAGGGAGCUGUAGGCUUGAGAAUGAGGGUGUACGGUCGUGUUUUGUGCUUCGUGAACUGCCACUUUGCUGCACACUUGGAGGCUGUUGGUCGCCGUAAUUCUGAUUUUGAUCAUGUAUAUCGAGGAAUGGUCUUCAGUCGGCCAUCUAGCUUUCCGAAUGCUGCUGCUGCUAGUGUCUCAUCUGUGGUUCAAAUGCUACGUGGUGCCAAUGGAGCAGUUAACUCUUUAGAAGCCAUACCAGAGCUAUCUGAAGCCGAUAUGGUUGUCUUUCUGGGUGAUUUCAACUAUCGUCUUGAUGGAAUAUCGUAUGAUGAAGCAAGGGAUUUUAUCUCUCAGAGGUCUUUUGACUGGCUAAGAGAAAGGGAUCAGUUGCAUAAAGAAAUGAAGGCUGGUAAUGUCUUCCAAGGAAUGCGUGAAGCAUUGAUCAAAUUUCCUCCUACAUAUAAAUUUGAAAAGCAUCAACAUGGUUUAGCUGGGUAUGAUUCUGGGGAGAAGAAGCGCAUUCCUGCCUGGUGUGACAGAAUUUUGUACCGUGAUUGCCGUACCUCUUCAGCUUCCACAUGCAGCUUAGACUGCCCUGUAGUAUCUUCAGUUCUGCAGUAUGAGGCUUGCAUGGAUGUGACAGACAGUGACCAUAAACCAGUGCGCUGUAUAUUCAGCGUUCAGAUUGCUCGGAUAGAUGAAUCUGUGAGACGGCAAGAGUAUGGAGAGAUCAUGAGAUGUAACGAGAAGAUAAAGUCGAUGCUGAAAGAAGAGUUUGAAGUUCCUGAUGCAAUUGUCAGCACAAACAACAUAAUCCUCCAAAACAUGGACGCAUCCAUCUUGCGCAUCACAAAUAAGUGUGGGAAGGGCAUAGCCAUGUUUGACAUAAUUUGCGAAGGCGAGACAACUGUUAGGGAUGAUGGGCAAGCUUUUGACCAUCGUCCACGAGGUUCUUUUGGUUUCCCCAGGUGGCUUGAGGUAAGCCCGGUUACUGGGAUAAUUGAACCAGAUCAGAUUACUGAAGUCAUAGUUCAUCACAAGGAUUACCAGACGGUAGAAGAGUUUGUAGAUGGGGUCCCGCGAAACUGUUGGUGUGAAGAUGCAAGGGACAAGGAAGUGAUACUUGUAGUCCAUAUCCGCGGAGGCUGCACCACUGAGAUGAGGUGCCACCGCAUUCGUGUCCGCCACUGCUUUUUAGGCAUCAAGACUGCCCCUCAAAAUAAUAAUAACAGAAGCUCCGGCGACUCUAAUAAUAACCUUUUCCGGGCAGAUGUCCUCCACCGAGCCGAUAUUCAACACCUUAGCUUUUCAUCAGAUGUUUUUGAGCAGCUUAAGAGCAUUCAAAGUCCAUAAGGGGUGUGGUGCUGUUUUUUUGUGUCCCACACAUGUGAGACAUACAUUGUUUGUUCAUAUAGCAAUUCCUGGUUUGUUGAUUUUUUUGUUGAUAUGUCCAUUGCUCCAAGCCUGUUUGUAAGUUCAUUUAUUUAUUUAUAGGGAAAGUCCAUUUUGUUUUACACACUCCAACUUUGUGUAUAGAACUAUACCUCAUAUAUGGGUUUUAAUUUUUUUUUAAAGGAUAGCUUCCGCACAUCAAUGAAGCUUAGAUGUAGUA
This is a messenger RNA of Cuscuta campestris, 3940 nucleotides long. The record is from the annotation of a GenBank genome assembly. Lineage: Eukaryota; Viridiplantae; Streptophyta; Magnoliopsida; Solanales; Convolvulaceae.